This is a messenger RNA of Sphaeramia orbicularis (orbiculate cardinalfish), 2810 nucleotides long. RefSeq names its product GDNF family receptor alpha like (gene gfral). The record is from RefSeq and is a predicted model, not a curated record. Gene Ontology annotation, molecular function: signaling receptor activity. Gene Ontology annotation, cellular component: signaling receptor complex; external side of plasma membrane. NCBI's taxonomy places the organism in Eukaryota, Metazoa, Chordata, Actinopteri, Kurtiformes, Apogonidae. The transcript has 9 exons. Gene Ontology annotation, biological process: nervous system development. The coding region runs from base 35 to 1204 and encodes 389 amino acids.
GGCAGAGCUGUGUCCACUGUCUGCCUGAUUCAUCAUGCAACUAAUACGUCUGGAGGCUGCAGUGAUACUUGGAAUUGUACUUCCUCAGAUAUCCAGCAUUGGGAUUUCACCCUCUGAUUGUUUGGCUACUGUAAAAAUCUGCAUGUCAGAUUUAUGCAGGACUCAAAAAGCACUUGAUGACGACAACUGUGCAGAUGAAGGGUGCCAAAUAAAAGCCUCAGAGGUUUGUAACAUGACCAUCCAGGCAAUAUUGGGCCAAUUCCCUUCACUGCGAGGCUGCUUGUGUGCUCAGGAGGAGGAGCGUUGUGACUCUGUACCGGUACUGGCCACACAAUGCCUCCAAAAGCCAGCAACGCAACAGAAGAGAAGCCAGGCACUGGACUGGAAGUCUAGUGGUUUAAUAGGCUACGUACAUGAUGGUUCUGGAUCCUGCUUGGAACAUAUAACUCGCUGUAUUAGUGAUACAGUUUGCAACAAGUACAUGACACCUGUUCUGCAGGUGUGCACGAUACCAUGUGACCAAAACCGCUGCCGGGAAACAACUCAGCAGUUUUACAGGAGGAUGCCGCAAAAUGUUGCAGAUAUGCUGGUCAUGUGUGAGUGUGAGGUGUCUGAUGAAGAGUGUCUGCAAGUCAAAGCUUAUCUGCCCACUGGUACAUGUGGCGCAGAGACCUGGAAGUGUCAGGACACAGUUAAGAGCUGUGUUCAAGACCAGCACUGCAGGAAAUUAUUGAACACUUUCCGAGCCGACUGUUGGCGUGCAGAAGAAGCACAAUGCCCCACUGACCUCCACAUGGAAGACUGUUUCACCUACAUGAAUCCGGCUUCCAUCCUUGGUGGAGAUUCUCGUUGUAAAGCGGCAUUCUUGGCCACUUUGGGCACCGUACUUCAUUAUCCCUGUACUUGUGAAGAAGGAUUCAGUGAUGGUCAGCUGUUGUGCAACAUUGUCCGUGAAGUAUUUCAUAACAGAACACACUUCAUAAAACCCAGGAAGAGCAGCACUGGUCCUUCUAAACCUCCAGAAUUUAAUGAAACAGAGAAAGGUCCCAAAAGUAUAACUGAUUAUCUGUUUUAUGCUGUUGCCUUUCUGCUACUUAUUGGAGCUGUGCCUCUGGCUGUUUUUACUAAAAUAUGGAUAUCAAGGAAAAGAGAAAACACAAAGUUUCACCCCCUUCAGAAAGGCAAUUGUGUUGUUAUUCACUGAGGUUUAUCCACCAUUACGUGUGUCAUGAAACCAGCACUUCUUCGGCCUCCUCCAAGUUAUACCGUGACAUGGUUUUAAUAUUUUGAUUAAAUAUAGCUGAUGAUCUGAAUUGUCCACAGUGGUUGUAAUUAAUUUCACAGACGCUGCACACACACUUCUUGCUGUCAUGACUUUAUAAGAUUGUGAUUUUAACAUGAUGUAUUCUAUGUAUGCCUUCUUGUGUUGCUUUAUUUUUUCAUGGAGGAUAAUCUAUAUGUUAAUAACGUCUUAGAUGGGAAACAAGAUAAAGGACAUUUUUAAUGAAAAACAUAUGGGAUGCAUGUUCUUUGAGGAACCAAAGGUCAUUUAAAAAAAAUAAAAACAUGUUAUUUCAUCUCUCUGGAAUUACAGUACAUCAUCUCUUGUGUAUUGAUCAAACAUCUUCAGGUAAUCUUCAUUUAAUAAUGCCUCAUCAAUAAAUACAAAAAACAGCUUGAUUCUCUCCUAUCUGAUCCUAAAAUUCAUUCUUAAAGACUAGAAUACUUCAUAAUCACUAUAACCCACUGUCUCGACAGUAGCAUGAUUAUUGCUCUUGCUGCACACUUACACUUCAUUAUUAAAGAUAAACAUUGCUUAUGAUUUGUAGACAAAGACAGAUCCAUUUCACUGUCACAUGUGGGAUGUCUGACUCACAAAUUACACCGAAGUUAGUGACUGAAUAAAAUACACCAAAAUGACAAGGAUGUGAUUACUGCCUGCAAGUGUCAGGGGAAACAAAGGUAAGAACAAAAGAUAAAAUAUAAUUAUAUGUUGAAUAUAGAAAUAUUACAGAACAAAAGGAAUUUCAUCAUUUUGACAUUAACUAGAAAGCCCUGUCACUACAACACAAAAGCCAUGGAUCCAAUAAAAGGAAAUGUUCACCUGACACCAUGAUUAAGACUUAAUUGUUUAGCACACUGAGAGACACUCCAACGAACAUUAGUGUUUCCAAAACAGAAAAAAAAGAAAAAAACAUAGAAAGAGUGGAAACAACACAGAACAAAUUGAAACAUGACCUAAUAUCAUGAUAGAAUGUGGGUUAAAUCAUUGUAUAACACAAAACGAAACAAAAAAGAAGUUAAUGCAUUAAUUAAUUUUAGAAGUAUAUUAAUGAAGUGCAGGUGGAAGUCUCAAAACAUGAAGUUGAAUGCAAGGAAAAAAGCAAUGCAAAUUGAAUACAGAAAGAUUAUUCUUAUUCUCAUUAGCAUUAUUAGCAGUGAUAGCUGCUAAUAAUGUUGUGUUCAACUGUACAUACAACAACUGAAAGUGUUCUAUCUGCACUCUUCUCUUUUACUGUAUUUUAAUUGAUUAUUAUUUAUGCUUUAUUGCUUUAAUUGUAAUUGCGUGUUUUUAACUUGUCUCUUUUCCUUUUUUGUAAAGCACUGUGAAUCGCCCUGUGCAUGAAUAGUGCUAUACAAAUAAAUCUGCCUUCCCUUGAUAGAAAAACGUGUCCCUGUUGGGUUCAUAUCAUUUAGCCUUAUGUUUGUGUCCUAAUCUGUUGUGGUCUUUGUUUGUCCUGUAGCGACCUGGUUGUUCUUUAUGCUCUGUACUGUGUAUUGGGUAGAAGCCAUGUAUGCACUACUCAUAA